Molecule: messenger RNA, 905 nt
Organism: Hermetia illucens (black soldier fly)
Lineage: Eukaryota; Metazoa; Arthropoda; Insecta; Diptera; Stratiomyidae
Gene: Prosalpha2
Product: proteasome subunit alpha type-2
Exons: 5
Coding region: 120-821 (233 amino acids)
Biological process (GO): ubiquitin-dependent protein catabolic process
Cellular component (GO): proteasome core complex; proteasome core complex, alpha-subunit complex
Source: RefSeq, a predicted model, not a curated record
GCCGUUCAAAUUCUAGUACUUUUUUGUUUUGAAUUCCGAUUGUCAUCUCUUGUCAAGUGUUCAUUAUUUAGAAGUCAUCGUCGCUACGCUUUUUUGUAUUCGAGUGAAUUUCAAUUAGAAUGGCAUCGGAACGCUAUAGUUUUUCGUUGACUACAUUCAGUCCUUCCGGCAAAUUAGUUCAAAUUGAAUAUGCCCUUCAAGCAGUUGCCGCUGGAGCACCGUCUGUGGGAAUUAUGGCUUCAAAUGGAGUCGUCCUUGCUACGGAAAACAAGCACAAAUCAUAUCUUUACGACGAGCACAGUGUGAAUCGCGUUGAGAUGAUAACCGGCCACAUUGGAAUGGUAUAUUCCGGCAUGGGUCCCGACUACCGGCUUCUGGUCAAGCAAGCGCGGAAAAUGGCUCAAAGCUACUACCUUACAUACAAAGAACCAAUUCCAGUUGCUCAGUUGGUGCAGCGAGUUGCAAACUUGAUGCAGGAGUUCACACAGUCAGGUGGUGUCCGCCCGUUCGGUGUUUCGCUUUUGAUUUGCGGAUGGGACAACAAUCGACCAUACUUAUUCCAAUGCGAUCCUUCGGGAGCGUAUUUCGCGUGGAAAGCGACCGCCAUGGGGAAGAAUUCGAUAAACGGAAAGACUUUCCUCGAAAAGAGAUAUAAUGAAGAUUUGGAGCUCGACGACGCCGUGCACACAGCCAUCCUGACCCUGAAAGAAGGCUUCGAGGGCAAGAUGACCCCCGACAACAUUGAAGUCGGAAUAUGCGAUGAGAACGGCUUCAGGCGCCUGGACCCAUCCAGCAUCAACGACUACUUAGUCAACAUCUAAAUAAGUUCGCAUCUAGCUUUGUACACCCCCACACUGUCCCCCAAUUGGUGAUUGAAUAAAAAAAACUCGUUUCAGAUCCAUAAA